CGCCGAGCACCGGCGAUGGACUCCGGCGAGGGAGGCGGGGUAGAAGGGUGGGAGGCGGUGGUGCGUGCGGAGGUAGGUGCCGUCUGGUGGGACGAUCCCGACGGCGCCGACCUCCGCGCCAGGUUCAAGGCCUUCACGGGGCAGCGCGGCGACUGGCCCGAGCCCAAGCUCCUCUUCUGGAAGGACCUCAUCCUCCGCGUAGCCCGCCGCCUCCGCCUCUGCUCUGCCCCAGCCCACCUCGUGACGAGCGUUUGGUUCGCCCUCCCGGGAGGCAUCACGCCGCUCUGCUUGCCGCAAGUCCUGGAAGAGAUGCGGGCCGAUGGGGAGAUCCUGCUGAAAUCCGAGCUAAUCGACCCGGCCGCAGGGAGCUUGUAUCAGAUUCUCUCGAGGCUGAGCCAGAUGGCUAUCUCGAAGCGCCCGAUUGCGCAGGAGGACAUCCUGGUGUUUAGAUCUUUGGUCGAGGAAAGGUUUGAGGACAUUGUUAGGCAGCUGAGUGGUUCCCAUUGGACAUCAGCGUGUGUUGUUACUAUUAGCAAAUUCAAUAGCUUCUUUGUCGACCGGGAGGAGGCUCAUGCAGCAUUAUGUUACUUGUCGCAGCGUGGGAAAGCACGGUAUCUUGUGGUCAGGAAGGAAGACCCUCUUGAGGGUGUGAAGUUUCCACUUGUGUCUGCUCAAGCUCCUGCUGUCUCAAAGCUUGACUCUGAUACCUUGCACUUAGUUUGGGCAGAAGAGAGAUUGCAGCAGCAGCUUGAUGUGCUUGAUCGCCGAUGGGAAAUUUCAAGGAGAAGAGCGUUGAUGUACUUCAAAGGCGGAAACAAAAAGGCCGCUUCUCGAUACGUGAGGCAGUCUAAAUUGGUAUCAGAAAGCAGGAACAAAUGCACAACUCUAUUAGAGAGGGUUGAAGAAGUUAUAAGCCUGGUUUCUGCUGCCGAAUCAACCAAACAGGUCCAUGAGGCAAUCCAAAUUGGUAUUAAGGCGAUGAAGGAGCAUGAUGUCAGCAUAGAGGAUAUUAACACCCACCUUAAGGAGGUCGAUGACCUUGUCGCAGCACAAAGAGAAAUUGAUGCUGCCUUAGAGUUGGUACCACUGCAGUCAUUGGCUGGUGAAGAAGAUAUAGAAGAACAAUUCAGAAACCUCGAAGCAGAAUUGCUGGAUAAGAUUCCAGAUGUGCAUGUUGAGGAACCAGAACCAGUUUUACAUGCAACUGAGGAUUCACCUGAUGAAACUGCUGAAUCACUUAGCGAUAACCUGUCAAAGAUUAAACUUGGGGCCAUCUAGAUGCUCCUUUUUUUCACUUGGUUAAUGUGGCAAUUAGUGAUUUAGUGAAAUCUUUUUGCCUACCAUUACGUGUUGUAUACCUUCUGGUGAUAUCCUAAUGAUAAGUGGUGAUUUCAUUGAAGACAUUUUCCUAAUAA
Molecule: messenger RNA, 1415 nt
Organism: Lolium rigidum
Lineage: Eukaryota; Viridiplantae; Streptophyta; Magnoliopsida; Poales; Poaceae
Exons: 8
Coding region: 16-1278 (420 amino acids)
Biological process (GO): late endosome to vacuole transport via multivesicular body sorting pathway; vesicle budding from membrane
Cellular component (GO): ESCRT III complex; multivesicular body; cytoplasmic side of plasma membrane
Source: RefSeq, a predicted model, not a curated record